Molecule: messenger RNA, 1235 nt
Organism: Magallana angulata
Lineage: Eukaryota; Metazoa; Mollusca; Bivalvia; Ostreida; Ostreidae
Exons: 5
Coding region: 16-543 (175 amino acids)
Source: RefSeq, a predicted model, not a curated record
UUAAAGCCAGCGUUGAUGGCGUCCCGUAAAAAGCCAAUCAUCGAACGAGUUAAUAAUUUAUUAAAAAGCUCCGGAGACGCAACAAAAAGCCAAUCGAAUCAUUUGGCUGUUUCAUUGACUCCUGGACCACGCAGCACACAGCAUCAACGACGGUUAAAGAAUAUGGAGAUCAGUAUGCCUAUGUUGUUAUGUUCAAGCCUCGUUUUGGUUCUUAUAUCAUCUGUGUGUAGUGUACCUAUAGACGUUGCCAGGGAAACCGAGAAUGAUCACCACUUGGAAGAAAAGAGACCAAAAUACAUGGACACGAGGGAUUUGGACGCAUUUGAAAAACUUGUUUACCUAGCUCUUAAAGGGCUGGUGGAGGAAGGAAAGGUUAACCCAGAGGUCAUGACCUCAGAAGCAAAUGAGGGAUUUCUGGACAAUCAGGGCGAAAAUGGGGAAAGCAAGGAGAAGGCGGGGCCCGCAGACAAACGGGGCCAUCUUAGGAUCUGUGUCCGACGAUCAGGGUCACGCUAUGUACCCUACCCUUGCUUUAGAAGUUAAACAGUGCAGCAAAUGAGAAAGGAGGCAACAACAUAUCAUGCAUGCUGUUUUCGCAAAGGCAGGGAAGACGCUUUUUCCCCUGAUAAUAUUUUUGGACUUUAUCGUGCUUACUUAUAAUCUAUCAUCAUAAAUUAGUGCAAUAGGUUAUGCAAACACUAGUAUGUCUGUUUGAGAGAUGUUACAUGUAGUGAUGCCACUUUCGUAUAUCUAUAUUGUGGAAAACUCUUAUAUUGUAUCUGUUUAAUGCUUAAGUGACGUCCAUGUGACGUAAUACUCAUUAAAUAUUUUUAGAAAGUGAUAGUUGUUACUAAUACAAAAUAGAAAAUACUUAAAAUUAUAGUACAGAUUAGGAUAGUUUGAAAAGAAAAGAGUUUUACUGCAAUAUUUUGUACCUUUACAUUCAAAUUUCAAGUGUAUAAUUUUUUUUUUAGAAAAUACGCCUUGUAUUAUUUUGGCCGACAGUCUUGAGUUGAUGUCUCAAAAUUGACCUUAUAAACGCUGAUUAAGCCCCUUUGCAUUAUUUAGUUGCUAAUUCGUACGUCAUAUUGUAAAAAAUGAGUGCUCAUCAUUUUUGUUAAUAAUUCACAAGUUUAAGAAUUUUAAUUUGUAGUGAUAUUAAACAUUGUAGACAUAAAGUGUAUGUUUAGUAGAGUACAUAUAAUUCAUACUAAUAAACUUGUUAUCAACUACAA